This is a messenger RNA of Gallus gallus (chicken), 9770 nucleotides long. RefSeq names its product dedicator of cytokinesis 4 (gene DOCK4). Bases 241 to 5943 code for a protein of 1900 amino acids. The transcript has 54 exons. Lineage: Eukaryota; Metazoa; Chordata; Aves; Galliformes; Phasianidae. The record is from RefSeq and is a predicted model, not a curated record. Gene Ontology annotation, molecular function: GTPase activator activity; guanyl-nucleotide exchange factor activity; small GTPase binding. Gene Ontology annotation, biological process: cell chemotaxis; small GTPase-mediated signal transduction. Gene Ontology annotation, cellular component: cytoplasm; plasma membrane.
GUCGACGAGGGGCGCGGCCGCGCCGAGGCACUGCGCUACGUUGCGCGGCGUGCAGCGGGACGAGCGUAUAAGGGGCUGGCGGCGAGCGCGGCUCAGCCAGUCCGUCCGUCCGCCUGCCCGUCCGUCAGAACAAUGCCAUCGCCGCCAGAGCCGGGCAGCCGCGGCUGAGGGGCGGCGGAGCAGCCGGGCGGGACGCGCUCCUCGAGCAGCGCCGCUCCGAGGGGGGGAGCCGCCGCCAGCAUGUGGAUCCCCACGGAGCACGAGAAGUACGGCGUGGUAAUAGCUGGUUUUCGAGGAACAGUCCCACAUGGCCUCUCACUGGAGAUUGGAGACACAGUUCAGAUACUGGAGAAGUGCGAUGGAUGGUACAGAGGAUUUGCCUUAAAAAACCCAAAUGUUAAGGGUAUCUUUCCAUCCAACUACAUUCACUUGAAAAAUGCAUGCGUUAAGAACAAAGGACAAUUUGAAAUGGUUAUUCCAACAGAAGAUUCUGUUAUUACAGAGAUGACAUCAACUUUAAGAGACUGGGGAACGAUGUGGAAACAACUCUAUGUGAGAAAUGAGGGGGAUCUCUUUCACCGACUGUGGCAUAUAAUGAAUGAAAUCCUAGACCUGCGAAGGCAAGUCCUGGUUGGCCACCUCACCCAUGAUCGAAUGAAGGAUGUGAAGCGACACAUCACUGCUCGUCUGGACUGGGGCAAUGAACAACUGGGGCUUGACUUAGUUCCAAGAAAAGAAUAUGCUAUGGUGGAUCCUGAAGAGAUCAGCAUUACGGAGCUCUACAGGCUGAUGGAGCAUCGCCAUCGAAAAAAAGACACGCCUGUACCAGCUAGCAGCCACCAUCUUUUUGUUCAGAUGAAGAGUCUAAUGUGCUCCAAUCUGGGAGAGGAACUGGAAGUAAUCUUCUCACUCUUCGAUAGUAAAGAAAAUCGACCCAUCAGUGAGCGAUUUUUUUUAAGACUGAAUAGAAACGGUUUGCCAAAAUGUCCAGAAAAGCCCGAAAGACACUGUUCUCUUUUUGUGGAUUUGAGUAGCAGUGAACUCAGGAAGGACAUCUAUAUCACUGUGCACAUUAUCCGAAUAGGACGAAUGGGAGCUGGAGAAAAGAAAAAUGCCUGCAACGUACAAUACAGACGGCCUUUUGGCUGUGCGGUCCUCAGUAUUGCGGAUUUGCUGGCAGGAGAUUCAAAGGAUGACCUCAUCUUAAAAGUGUACAUGUGCAACACAGAGAGCGACUGGUAUCAGAUCCAUGAAAAUAUCAUUAAAAAGCUGAAUGCACGUUACAACUUGACUGGCUCCAAUGCAGGUCUGGCAGUUUCUCUUCAGUUGCUUCAUGGAGACAUAGAACAAAUCAGGAGAGAGUAUACAUCUAUGUUUACCCAUGGAGUAUCCAUAACAAGGAAACUAGGUUUUUCCAAUAUUAUCAUGCCUGGUGAAAUGAGGAAUGAUUUAUACAUCACAGUAGAAAGAGGAGAAUUUGAGAAAGGAGGAAAAAGUGUGGCCAGAAACGUGGAAGUGACAAUGCAUGUUGUGGACAGCAGUGGUCAGAUUUUAAGGGAUUUUAUCUCAUUUGGCUCUGGAGAGCCACCAGCCAGCGAGUACCAUUCCUUUGUGCUUUAUCAUAACAAUGGUCCCAGAUGGGCUGAGCUGUUGAAACUUCCUAUUCCUGUGGAUAAAUUCAGAGGCGCACACAUCCGUUGUGAAUUCCGGCACUGUUCCACAAAAGAAAAGGGUGAGAAGAAGUUGUUUGGCUUUUCUUUUGUGCCCCUGAUGCAGGAAAAUGGGAGAACUCUGCCAGAUGGCACCCAUGAACUCAUUGUACACAAGUGUGAAGAAAACGCAAACCUUCAGGAUUCUAGUCGCUACCUCAAACUCCCCUUUUCAAAGGGAAUUUUCCUAGCAAACAACAGCCAGGCAGUAAAAACCACUAAGGAGUCCUUCUGGAUUACAUCCUUUCUCUGUUCCACUAAACUCACACAAAAUGGAGACAUGCUUGACCUUCUGAAAUGGAGAACCCAUCCAGACAAAAUUGCAGGUUGCCUCUCAAAAUUAAAAGAAAUUGAUGGUUCAGAAAUAGUAAAGUUUCUUCAGGAUACACUAGACACUUUAUUUGGAAUUUUAGAUGAAAACUCUCAAAAAUAUGGAUCAAAAGUAUUUGAUUGUUUGGUUCACAUAAUAAAUCUGCUGCAGGACAGCAAAUUUCACCACUUUAAGCCAGUAAUGGACACUUACAUUGAAAGUCACUUUGCAGGAGCACUUGCAUACAGAGAUCUGAUAAAAGUACUGAAGUGGCAUAUUGAUCGAGUCACUGAAGUGGAGUUGCAUGAGCACAUACAAGAAGUACUAAAGGCACAGGAAUAUAUCUUUAAGUAUAUAGUUCAGUCUCGAAGGUUAUUCUCUAUUGCUACUGGUGGACAAAAUGAGGAAGAAUUUCGCUGUUGUAUUCAAGAACUUCUGAUGUCAGUACGCUUCUUCCUUUCUCAAGAGAGCAAAGGAGCCAGUGCUUUAUGUCAACUGCAAGCUGUGUUUCUCAGCUCAUUCCCAUCUGUGUACUCUGAACUUUUGAAGCUCUUUGAUGUAAGAGAAGUGGCAAAUUUGGUUCAUGAUGCUCUGGGCAGUUUGCCGACAGUCAUGCAGGGGGACGAAUCCCUUCAAGCUGUUAAACUUCAGAGUAUUGGGAAAACUGUAGAGAGUCACCUGUACACCAACCCAGAUUCACGAUAUAUUCUUCUUCCAGUAGUUUUACAUCAUCUCCACAUGCAUUUACAAGAACAGAAGGACCUUAUAAUGUGUGCACGUAUCCUUAGCAACAUAUUUUGUCUCAUCAAGAAGAACAGCUCAGAAAAAUCUGUUCUGGAAGAAAUUGAUGUGAUUGUAAGCAGCCUGCUAGAUAUUCUGUUAAGGACGAUACUAGAGAUCACCAGCCGACCACAACCAUCAGGCUCUGCUAUGCGCCUUCAGUUUCAAGAUGUGACUGGGGAGUUUGUCUCCUGUUUGCUGUCACUGUUGCGACAAAUGACCGAUAGACAUUAUCAACAGCUUCUUGAUAGCUUCAAUACAAAGGAGGACCUGAGGGAUUUCCUGCUACAGAUUUUCACUGUAUUUCGGAUACUGAUACGACCAGAGAUGUUUCCCAAAGACUGGACAGUGAUGCGAUUGGUUGCGAACAAUGUGAUCAUCACUACGGUCUUGUACCUUUCAGAUGCCCUUCGUAAAAACUUCUUAAAUGAAAACUUUGAUUACAAGAUAUGGGAUUCCUACUUUUUUCUUGCUGUAAUUUUUAUAAACCAGUUAUGUCUUCAACUGGAGAUGUUCACACCUUCCAAGAAAAAAAAGGUUUUAGAAAAAUACGGUGACAUGCGGGUAACAAUGGGAUGUGAAAUCUUCAGCAUGUGGCAGAAUUUAGGGGAACACAAGCUUCACUUUAUUCCAGCAUUGAUUGGCCCCUUCCUGGAAGUGACUUUGAUCCCUCAGCCAGACCUGAGGAAUGUAAUGAUUCCCAUUUUCCAUGACAUGAUGGACUGGGAGCAAAGGCGAAGUGGCAACUUUAAGCAGGUGGAAGCAAAAUUGAUUGACAAACUGGACAGCCUGAUGUCGGAAGGUAAAGGUGACGAAACGUACCGAGAGCUCUUCAACAGUAUAAUUCCACUUUUUGGUCCUUAUCCUAGUCUGCUGAAGAAAAUUGAGCGGGAAACAUGGAGAGAAAGUGGUGUUUCAUUAAUUGCUACUGUGACUCGUCUCAUGGAAAGGUUACUGGACUACAGGGACUGCAUGAAAAUGGGAGAAGUGGAUGGCAAAAAAAUUGGCUGCACUGUUAGCCUUUUGAAUUUUUACAAGACUGAACUGAACAAAGAAGAGAUGUAUAUUCGCUAUAUUCAUAAGCUCUAUGACCUACAUCUGAAAGCACAAAACUUUACAGAGGCUGCCUACACACUCUUGCUGUACGAUGAGCUGUUGGAGUGGUCUGAUCGGCCCUUGAGAGAAUUUCUAAACUACCCCAUGCAAACAGAGUGGCAACGUAAAGAGUAUCUCCAUCUGACAAUCAUUCAAAACUUUGAUAGGGGAAAGUGUUGGGAAAAUGGCAUUAUUUUAUGCAGGAAAAUUGCUGAACAGUAUGAAAGCUACUAUGACUACAGAAACCUUAGCAAGAUGAGGAUGAUGGAAGCAUCUUUGUAUGAUAAAAUUAUGGAUCAACAGCGUUUGGAGCCAGAAUUUUUCAGAGUUGGAUUUUAUGGGAAAAAGUUUCCAUUCUUCUUGAGAAAUAAGGAAUUCGUUUGCCGAGGACAUGACUAUGAAAGACUGGAGGCCUUCCAGCAGCGAAUGUUGAAUGAGUUCCCACAUGCCAUUGCUAUGCAACAUGCAAAUCAACCAGAUGAGACUAUCUUUCAGGCAGAAGCGCAGUACUUGCAGAUCUAUGCUGUGACACCAAUCCCAGAAAAUCAAGAAGUCCUGCAGAGAGAUGGCAUUCCAGAUAACAUCAAGAGUUUUUACAAAGUAAAUCACAUCUGGCGAUUCCGAUAUGACAGGCCAUUUCACAAAGGUACCAAGGACAAGGAGAAUGAGUUCAAGAGCCUAUGGGUGGAGAGAACUACACUGAUCUUGGUGCAGAGUUUACCUGGAAUCUCUCGCUGGUUUGAAGUGGAAAAACGUGAAGUAGUGGAAAUGAGUCCCCUUGAGAAUGCCAUUGAAGUCUUAGAAAAUAAGAACCAACAACUGAGAACCCUGAUCAGUCAGUGUCAAACUCGACAGAUGCAAAACAUUAACCCUCUCACAAUGUGUCUAAAUGGGGUCAUUGAUGCAGCAGUUAAUGGUGGUGUUACUAGAUACCAAGAGGCAUUCUUUGUCAAAGAAUAUGUUUUGAAUCAUCCAGAAGAUGGAGAGAAGAUUACACGCUUGAGGGAGCUGAUGCUUGAGCAGGCCCAAAUCCUGGAGUUUGGCUUAGCUGUACAUGAGAAGUUUGUGCCCCAGGACAUGAGGCCUUUGCACAAAAAGCUGGUGGAUCAGUUCUUUGUGAUGAAGUCUAGCUUGGGAAUACAGGAAUAUUCUGCCUGUGUACAAGCUAGCCCUAUUCAUUUUCCGAAUGGAAGUCCUCGUGUGUGUCGAAACUCAAUACCUGUUUCUAUGAGUCCAGAUGGUGCUCGGGUAAUACCGCGACGCAGUCCUUUGAGUUACCCAGCUGUCAAUCGGUAUUCAUCCUCAUCACUGUCAUCCCAAGCUUCUGCUGAAGUCAGCAAUAUCACUGGGCAGUCAGAAAGCUCUGAUGAAGUUUUUAACAUGCAGCCUAGUCCGUCUACCUCAAGCUUGAGCUCCACUCAUUCUGCUUCACCUAAUGUGACCAGUUCUGCUCCAUCCAGUGCAAGAGCCUCUCCUCUGUUAUCUGACAAACAUAAGCAUUCCCGAGAAAACUCUUGCCUGUCCCCCAGAGAGCGACCCUGCAGUGCCAUCUACCCUACUUCUUUGGAAGCCUCACAGACUGCAAACUCUUGCUUUGCCAAGUGGAAUGCGGCUUCUGUUCCCCACUCCACCCGAGAUUCGAUAAGGGAGGCUGAGGAGCAUGUAUGCCCAGCCUCCACGCUCUCAGAGACUCGCCUGGCAGCAAAAUCUCCCAAUCUGUCUCUACCCUCAGUGUCCCAAGAGAGGAGAAUGUUGUUUAAUCAUAUUGGAGACGGUGCUUUGCCACGAAGUGAUUCUAAUCUACCUGGCCCUGACAAAGCUGUAAACGCCACUCCCAGCAGCUGGAGCCUGGACAGUGGGAAAGAAGCCAGAAACACAUCAGACAGUGGGAAGCUUAUAUCUCCUCCUGUACCACCGAGACCUGCACAGACGGCAUCACCAGCAAGACACAUAGCCUCUGUUUCCCCUUCUCCUGCUGGCAGAUCACCAAUGAAGCCUGUGCUUGAGACUGUUAAGUCUAGGUUGUCUGAUUGCUCUAGUCACAAUUAGGUAAGUUGCCAAACUUUCCCACUUGUAAGGUGCAUUCUGACCUGUUAGAGCAGUAGCUGAACUUGCUCCACUAGAAUAGGACUUCUCCGUGGUGGCUUUACUGUCCCUGCCCUCCGCUUUUUGUCAGUGCUGGUGCUGAGCCCUCAGCUCCCUGGCCCUCACCUUCCCACAGACCUUCCUGUCUACACCUUCCUUUGGGCCCUCGUCCCUGGGGCUGUGACGGUGUUUUGUGUCAUGCACAGUGGCACAGUGCAUCCAAAAAUCACCUGGGAGGUGGGGUUGGGCCGCAGUUCAAACCUCACAGUGUAAAUGUGUUUCUGUUGCAUGACCGUGCACUGAAGUUGUGAGAAAAGCUUUGGAAAAUGAAUGUUGAAGGAGAGAUUGCAGCAUCAGCAUGGAAGGUGAUGCAAGUCCUGUGUUUUGGCAUUAGAGGGCAGGACAUCACUAGGCAGACGCCAUGCGUGGGUAUGGAUUUCACUUAAAAGAACUGGGAAAGCUGAGAGCUCAUUUUAAAGGCUUCCAGAUUUUUCCGGAUAGUAAAAUAACAAUUAAAUACAGUUUUGCUUCCACUUAAAUGAAUUACCGGCAUGAGCACUGUUCAGGGUAUACUUGGGCACUCCCGAAAUGAGUUUUUAUUGGUUUCUUACUGAAUCUUAAUUAAAACCGAGAUGCAACGCUGCAUUUACCAAGCUUCAGAACCUGUGCAAGUGCCUCUGUGUGUUUCCAGUUCAAGCACCGGAGUGCCCUCCCGAGUUCAGUGCCUCUAAUUUCUUCUCACGCCCUUUCUUUUGAGCAGGGGUCUGUGCAGUCAUUCACGCCGUCUCCGGUGGAGUACCAUUCCUCGGGGCUCAUAUCCAACUCCCCGGUGCUGUCGGGGAGCUACAGCAGCGGCAUCUCUUCGCUCAGCCGAUGCAGCACCUCGGAGACGUCGGGCUUUGAAAGUCAAGGCAGCGAACCGCCGGCGACGGUCCCGAGCUACAGCGUUCCAGAGGAGCCCGUGAGGAAGGAAAGCAAAACCCCGCCGCCUUACAGCGUGUAUGAGCGGACUUUGAAGCGCCCCAUCCCUCUACCUCACAGCCUCUCCAUCCCGCCCACCGACCCCCCUGCCCUGCCGCCCAAGCCGCAGCUGGGCCGGCCCAGCAACGCGGAGAGCAGCAGCAGGAGGACUGAGCCGGCCCCAAGGCCCAGGCCAUUGCCGCGCAAGGUGUCCCAGCUAUGAGGAGCCCUUCGGGAUCUGAUCACAAGGAGUUCUUUACCAUUUAAGGAAUAAUAUUUUUUAAAAAUGGUAAAAUGCGUUUAGUUAGGCACUUUAAUAUUUUGCCCGCCUUUCCCUUUCAGUAACUUUUAAAUGCUUAUUGAUGUUACGUUGCACAUUUUAAAAUGAAAUUACUAAUUUAGGUUGCCAGAUAUUAUAGGAAGCAUGAAUGAGUGGUGAAUACUGAUAAAUGCUUUCCUCUGUACUUUAUUUUUAUUUAAAAAUUUAAACCUAAGCCCCUGCAAUUCUCAUGUGAGCCAGAUAGACACUCCUGACAAGAAACAUACUGACUGGGUCUUUACUGCUAGAAAUAGCAGCACAUGCUCUAAGCAAGCAGUCUGUAGGCUCGGGUGUUUCUGCAAGUAGACGGAAAGUCGUUUCUCCCAUGCAGUGGAUGGGUUGGUUAUUUCAAACGUCUGUGGAAGAAUGGAUAUGAUGCAAGUUAUACUGCAGAGAGCUGAGCAAGAAUGUGCUUUGGAAUUUUUGAAGCAAACACUUGGUUGCUGUUAUUUUUAAGAUGGAAAGAUGCCCGCAUUUCAUUCAGUGUAGAGCACCUUUCUGGUGCCAUUAGCCUACUACCGUACCCAGUGCAUCCUUGGCUUUUUGAGGUGCAACUGACCUUUAUUAUUCCAGUUGGUGUCUUUUUGUUUUGUUUUUUUUUGGUUUUUUUUUGUUUGUUUGUUUAUUUGUUUUUUUAAAUUGCUAGUAAAGGUCCUCUGCUGCUUUUGAGAGUUCAUCCUAAAAUACCAGCAGUGUAUUACAUGGGCACAAAAAACACAUUCAUGUAAUUUGAUUGCUGGAUUCAGCACUGAGUUGUGCCGGGGCAAUACACUAAACACAGUAUGAAUAUGAAUUACUAGAUAUCUAUUAAAAAGAAAAAAAAAAAGUAAUUCAAAAGCAAAUUCGGAGUUUGUUAACAGUUUUGUAAAAACCUAGCAAAAAUUCCAGAUGGCUCUUUGGAUGUGUACAUAGCAGUGCAUCAGGCUGGGGUUCGCUUUUUAGGUCGAGUUCAUCUCCGUGAUCUGCUGUAGGAUAGUGUUUGGCCUUAGGACGUACCUUAGUGACUGGCAUCUGGAAAGCUAACGCCAUGCCAAGCUGUAGGGAAAAAAAGCACCUUCUGUAUGUAUUUUUGGUAUCCACUUUCUUUUACUGACCGUUUAACACGUGCUUGGGAACAGAUGUAUGAACUGCAUUUUAAAUCACGCUGUUAAAGAUAUUCUCCCUCUUUUGUUGGGAAGCUCACAUUGAUUUUAGCUGUGUCUGAUCUGUUGAUAGCUUAACUGGAAGAAAGUGACCACUUUUUAUAUUCUCUGAAGCCUUCAGCAGUUAUAAGCUGUUGAUGGUGGUUAUAGAGGUUUUCUAUAAUAAAUGUUUGAGUAUUUUUGUACAUAAUUGGUAAAUUUUAAUAAGGAGUGUACCAUUAUGUGAAAAAGAAGCAAACGGUUGUGUAUGCAGUAAGAUUGUUAUAACUAUGCCAAAUACUUUAUGUAUGGAAAAAAGAAUAUUUGUAAAUAUCUGCUUUUAACAAUAAUUCUGCCAUAUUGACUUUACAAUUUUGAAUGUCAGAAAAAUUAAUAUAUGUUAAAAUAUUUAUGUUUUAGUGAAAGUAUUCAUAACUUGAAAAGGAACGUAUGAAUUUUAGCUUUGUAUCUUGCUGAUGUCAAAGUCUGAAAUUCCUUGAACUAGCUCUCGCUUUCAACUAUAACAUUUUUGUGUCUGUAACCACAUCAUAAAAGGCGCAGAAGGCUCCGUAUUUAUGCUGGUAGAAAGAGGUAAUACUUGGGGUUUAAAUAAGGUGUCACAAGUAAGAUAACAAAGCUGCUUUUUAAAAAAAAAGCUAUUUUAUUUUUUCUUUCCCCGUCCGUAGGUUAAUAGAUUUUGUUAGGUAGCGCUUGAGCACAGUAUCAAUCAGUGUUAUAUGCUCCUGAAGCCACUUUUUGUUUCUGGCAGUGAGCAGAGUUGUUGCAUUUAUCCCUUGCGUGCAUUACGGAAGUCAGCUUGGCAGCACAUUUCACGUUACGUAGACACUCACGUCGGUUGCUGCAUAAUAUUAAUAUUGGAAUAAAAUGACUCGAUUAAUCUUUACAGUACACCUUGUUUUCUACAGAAUGAGAGAUUACAAUUGUGUUAUCAAGGAGUUUAAGUUCUGACUCUGUCUUGCUAAAUCUCGUUUCAUUUCUGUUGAGUAUCUCCUAAUAGACCGGGUUUUCUCCCCGUUUGGAUCCUUAAUAGCUUUGUGAGACAAUGCGGAGAGCAUUGACCUGCUCUUCUGAACAAGGAGGAAUGUAACAUUCUCUCUGAGAGUUCACUGUAAAUUAACCUGCAUGAGCACUCUGUUUUUAUAACCAUGACGUCGCGAAUACUCCGCGUGAUAGCAGAUGGUAUAAAAUUGACAGAGUACUCUGAAACUGAGCUGAUGCAUUUUCUGCUUAGUCAGUUUUGACAAAUUGAUUCUGUAGAUCAGUUUUUCAAUCUGAUUUCUUAUAAAAACGUAGUAUGAAAUUUUGUUAUGUAUGUUGCAAUACCCAGAGCUUGAAAACCUAAUGUAAAUAAAGGUCUCGUUUGAAUUUUA